UUACAAUUGCUCUCAUUUACACACUCUGAGAGGGAGACUAGGACUGGGACUGGGUCUGAUGCCAUAAGUGGAGCUGGUGAGAGACUGGCCUUCAAGUGUACAGCUGCAUUGUUGCUGCGUGUCAGGAGAGCCUUCAAUGGUGCCACUCCCUGCAGUGAUGAUGAAGAUUAUGAUGAUGGUGAUGAAGAAGAAGAAGAAGAAGAAGCAGCAGCAAAGAAGCUAGCUCCACAGCUCCGUUUCUGGGGUGGAUUCAUAGCCCACCCCACUGCAAGGACUUGUCAGCUGCUGCUUUUGCUGCAUUCAGCUCCAAGUUGACAGCAUGAGCAGCGUGGACUCAAUUGGUGGAUUGCAGUGUCAUUCCCCUCUUUUGCAUUAGAUGCUUGCAGCCCCUUCUCUUGCGUGGCUCCUUUUGCGCAUGGUGCAGCAGGGUACUAGGAUCACACGCUUCAGAGCUGUGGACCCUGUGAUAUUGGAAUGAGUUGUUGGCCUUUUCGUGUCAGAGGGUGGUAGAGUCAUCUGGAGCUGGAACACCGGGUGAGAGGAAGUGUGGCGUUUGGGAUUUCAGCUCCCGUGUGGAAGGACUUUCAACGGCAGCCGUGUUGAUUGUUGUGGGAAUUGGCAAUGGGGAGAUUGUUGGCGUUGGAGCUCCUCACCGCUGCUUUCCUGCUGGCGGCGGUGGCGGACGCUGAGCUGCGGUAUGGCUACUAUGAUUCGUUGGGGUGUGCGGGGGUGGAGGAUAGAGUGCGAACCUUGGUGCGGCGGAGCUUCCUUACAGAUGCUACUUCAAGUGCUGCAAUGCUCCGCCUUGCUUUUCAUGACUGUCAAGUCGGACCUGGAGGGUGCGAUGGCUCCAUCAUGAUGGAAGGCGAUGGCGGGGAAAUGGACGCUGGCAGUAACUUUGGAGUCAAGCGCCUGGAUAUCAUCAACUCCGUCAAAUCUGACAUGGAGGAUAUGUGCCCGUUGACGGUUUCCUGCGCAGACAUUAUCGCUAUGGCUGGACGGGACGCAGUUGCUUACAAUGGCGGCCCUGAAAUUCAAAUUCCUCUCGGCAGGAAGGAUGCUGAUUUCUCUAGUGCAACUGAAGCCGAAGCCAAACUCCCACCUGCUACCUCCAAUGUGGACAGAGUUCUCAAUGUUUUUGCCCCCUUCGGCAUGAGCAUAGCCGAGAGUGUUGCCAUUCUAGGUGCUCACACUCUCGGAGUAGGACACUGUAAAAACAUCCAAGAUCGUCUGCAGCUUAAUAGUCCAACUGCCCCAAACAGUGUCGUCUAUCGCACUCAACUCCGGGCAGCAUGUGCUGUAAAUGUGUUCGAUAUCGCAAUCCUCAACAAUGACGCCUCUCAGUUCACAUUCGACAACCAGUACUUCCAAGACAUUCAGAACGGACGCGGUCUCUUCACCGUCGACGACCAGCUUAGCACGGAUCCACGCACAGCCCCCAUCGUCACGCUCUACGCCUCUAACCAGGGAGCCUUCUUCUCUGCCUUCCAAUCAGCCUAUGUGAAGUUGACCUCACGAGCCAUGACAGGAAAUCAAGGCAGCGUGAGGAGCACUUGCACUCUCUAGGAAUUUACAUCUGCAGAAAUCACUUUCGACAUUGUCCCAAUUUACCUUUAAGUCAACUGGUGCUUUUGAUGAACAUGAUCUAAAUAAUCCUAGUCACAGAAGUAUUUGCACAUCUCCUGAUGAUGCCAGAUGAUUGGAGUGUUCAACUCCGUUGACGAUGAAACCCUGAAAACUCUGAGACGUAGAGAUUGGUCGAUUUUGUGAAAAACCAUGUGUGCGUUAACUCCUGGGCGCUGCUUUGGUGACGCAUGCGAGGCGGUCGAAGACUGGUAGUCAUUCCCUAAGAAACCUUGGCUUCUGAGAGUUCCUAGGGUGUGCAGCUGUGAUUCUGGAAAGGGAUUCAACCCUACAGAUGCGUACGAGUUUUCCUGCAUUUUAUUUUGAUAUUUUUUCCACAGAUCUUCCUGCUUGCGAUCUCUUGCACUCUACUUAAUUCUUGUAGACUAAGUGGUGAGUGCUCAAGUCAUUGUACCAAAUCUUUUUGAGAUUUCAAUAUUUUCGUUUGUUUUUCUCUGAUUGACGACAGAGUA
Molecule: messenger RNA, 2096 nt
Organism: Physcomitrium patens
Lineage: Eukaryota; Viridiplantae; Streptophyta; Bryopsida; Funariales; Funariaceae
Product: peroxidase 29
Biological process (GO): hydrogen peroxide catabolic process; response to oxidative stress
Molecular function (GO): peroxidase activity; heme binding
Source: RefSeq, a predicted model, not a curated record